UUCAGGUAUAAUCAGAAAAAAGAGUUUUACAUCGGGUAACAACACUGGAGAGUUAUAAUACAUUACAAGAAAUUUCCUAUUCAUAACAUAUCUAUCUAUUUAGGUGGACAUAUGUAAAUAAUGCCAUUACAGGCAAUUUAAAAUACGAAUUGUUGGAUUGUCAAAAUACGCAUGCGUCUGUGUACAGGCAAUGUUCAAUUUCUUAUCUCGUUCAAGUUCGUGCUAUCAAGGUAAAGUUUAAAUGGAAUAAUAGGAAUAUUACGACAACACAUUUACAGAGAAAGUCUUAGAAUGGAAAAACGUGAAUUUUUAGCAUUUACAGUAUGCAGUUUGGCAGUCUGCGCACUUGCUACCACACUUGAUGAAAAUUCUGAAAAUACUGUCUCGCGAAAUGUUUUGUCGGAACUCGCGAAUUUGAAGAUUUCAAAUCAACUUCUUGAAAAGCGAACUACCGCCUUGGAAAAAGAAUGGAAAAUGAGUGAAAUACGGAUCAAUGACCUGGAAAAAUCGAACAAAGCGAAUCUGGAAAUAAUAAAUGAGCUCAUUAACUUAAACUACAACAGCGAAAAACGAGUAGAUAACUUAUCGAAGCUGGCCAAAGAGCAAGGAAAGAAAAUCGCUUUUGCCGAGCAAAGUCAGAGAUAUUUGAUGAAUGAAAUGAAAAUGUACGAUGAAAACUAUAAAAAUAUGCUAAGUGUUGCUGAACGAAAAUUAAGUGGUUUUGAAAAUCGAUUAAACGCUGCCGGGAUGCUGCAUCCAGAUAACAAGUCUGUUGGAAAAAUGAAUAGUAACACAAUAAAUGGAACGAUCAUAUCUAGUGUACAGAUGAUGGAUUCCGAUAAGCUACCGUCCACCUACAAACGCAGUCUUAAUACAGAAUCGAUGCCUACAGUAAACAAACGCAUUACACCACCUGGAAGUCAACAACGCAUCGCUUUUUCAGCUCAUCUGUCGCAUGAUCUUUCAGGUCUUGGAACCUCUCAGACCAUUCCUUUUGAUAUCAUCACCUUGAAUGAAGGUCAAGCAUUUGAUUCUAUUUUGCACACAUUUAUCUGCCCAUUGAGUGGGAUAUAUGUAUUUCAGUCGGCAAUAUUGUCAGGAAAUCACGACUGGAUGCAAACUGAAAUUGUUAAAGACGGACAUGGUCUUGUAAACGUGGUAGCCCAUGGUUCAAAUGUUGAACACGGUUAUGACCAGGGAUUUAACUCCGUCAUCACCGCCUGUAACAAAGGUGAGAGGGUUUGGGUCAGAAAACAGGCUUUCUUUGGCGGAACUAACUUAACUGGCAAUCGUUACACUUCAUUUUCUGGUUAUCUGCUAUGGAGUACAGAAUAGAUACUGACUGACAUGCAGUAAAGCUUAUUUUAAAAUAAAGGUGUAUCAGAUUUAUGAUAUG
Molecule: messenger RNA, 1396 nt
Organism: Mercenaria mercenaria
Lineage: Eukaryota; Metazoa; Mollusca; Bivalvia; Venerida; Veneridae
Exons: 2
Coding region: 292-1335 (347 amino acids)
Molecular function (GO): protein binding
Source: RefSeq, a predicted model, not a curated record